GGGGAUCUUGCGCAUCUGCGGAAUGAGCAAGGAUGAGCGAGCAUGACUCAUGUGUCAGCCACGCCGCCGCCCAUGCGCUUAGCGUUUCUUAUCCGCCGGAUAAGAUCAGAUCCCCACAGAGCAUAUCGAGAUAAAUACUUACCACCAUGCCGCAAAUGUUACCAUGUCAACAAACCACAGCCUCAAAGAAGCUUCGAGCGCACAAGCAGAAAGAUAAUAAGCAUCAUCUGCCAAGCAUCUUCCUCCUUUGAAAAGGUCUCAAAAUAUCCAAACCAAUGCACGCUAACAUUGCCACUACCUCCUUCCAAACCAACCAUCUACUAUCCACCAUGGGAUCCGAUACUUUAUACUCCCCACCAGUAGGGAUGCACGCCAUUCCCCACCACCUCUUAGAUCUCCGUGACGACUCCCAGAUCGACCACGACAUCACCCAUGCAAAGCCCGUGAGCAACGAGAAGAACAUCUGGUUCUUUUGGACGAGCGGUUACCGGAACAUGCAUGCAUACACCCAGCGCAACGUGCGGGCAUGGCACCGCCGCCUUUCCAAGCUCGGCUGGACGAUCCGCGUACUCGACUGCGACAACGUGCGCGAGUACCUCGACGUCACGGACCCGAGCCUCUUCCCGCGCGCCUUCGCCGACGGCACCAUCGGCGGUACCUAUGCGCCGCAGCACACGUCGGACCUCGUUCGCUUCCCGCUCCUCCUGCGGUACGGCGGGAUCUACGCCGACGUGGGGAUGAUCCAGAUCGGCGAUCUGGACCGGCUCUGGAACGAGACGAUCGCAAACCCCGCUUCGCCGUUCGAGGUCCUCUCCUAUUUCACGGGCCUUCCCGACGAACGCGGCCUGACGAACUACUUCCUCGCAGCGGGAAAAGACAACCCGCUCUUCCUGCGGUGUCACAAGCUGCUGCUGAAGUUGUGGGAGGGGAAAACGUCCACGGACGGCAUGCAUGCGAGUCCCUUGUUGAGGGGGGUGCCGUUGAUGGGGGGUUCGUUCAAAAUCGAGGAGAAGGGGGAGGACGGGGGCAGCAGGAUCUUUGACGAGAAGGAGAGCAGUAGGUUAUUGACGGAUUACAUCAUCCAGGGCCAGGUGGUAUCGAUGGUCAUGGGGCUCGUGGACGACGACGAGGAGGAGGACGGCGGCGGCGGCUGGAACGGGCCGGAAUAUAUCCGCGACCACCUCUACGGGAUCGACUUCAUGGAAGGAUCCCAGCUGAUCAACGUCUUCACCGAAUGGGACGGGCGCAAGGCGUUCGAGUUGAUGUCGCUCCCGCUGCCGGCGCCAGGCGAGGCCGAGACGGCGGAGCAGAAGCAGGCGCGCGAGAUCGUGGAGGGCUGUCUCACGCGGAGUUUCGGGUUCAAGCUCGCCCACGGAUUGAUCUUGCGGGUGUACAAGGAGACGCUGGGGUCGCUGUGGAGGAAGCACGACGGCUCCGAUAUCGUCCCCGGGACGUACGCGCAUCUGCUGCGCCAUGCGGUCGUGUACUGGAACCAGGAUGCGCUUCCGCCGACGCUGGAGUUCACGAAUCUGGAGCCGAUCAAGAGGGGUCCGUUGUUGAGGGGUGUGUAGUCGGGAUGGUUGGUCGAGCUUUAACUAUGUUUGUUUCCGAUAGAGCCAUAGACAUGACUAGAUUGGUGACCUGGUCGCGAUGCGAAUGAUUGUUUUAAACUGCUAGAUUGUAUAAGGUCGUACAUGAUAAAUGUCAAUUAUGCCACCACUGCCCUCAUCUCAGCUUCAGAAGUGGCAGGAGAUAAAUAUAACGAUUUCUGAGCUCAU
Messenger RNA from Aspergillus uvarum CBS 121591, 1778 nucleotides. Its product is annotated as glycosyltransferase. The transcript is spliced from 2 exons. Gene Ontology annotation, biological process: mannosyl-inositol phosphorylceramide biosynthetic process. Gene Ontology annotation, molecular function: mannosyltransferase activity. The record is from RefSeq and is a predicted model, not a curated record. NCBI's taxonomy places the organism in Eukaryota, Fungi, Ascomycota, Eurotiomycetes, Eurotiales, Aspergillaceae. Bases 276 to 1571 code for a protein of 431 amino acids.